AUGGAUGAUUUAUACGGUGAUUUGGAGAAUUACAACGACAUAAACACUAUUGAAGAGUUACGAAAGGAGAAUGCAGAGCUGAGGUUCAAAUUAGAGGAGCACAAAAGUACAGUCGAUAAAUUACAAAAAUCUAUAUUCCAGGAUAUUGAUAAACUAUCCUCUGAGUUCAAGACAUUGGAGAUAAACUAUUCUUCAUUGCUAAAGACUGCAAAAGCUGAAAUUGAGAGGAAAACGCAGAUUAUUAACAAUCUCAAUUCUGAGAAAGACAUGUUGGUACUUAAUUCCUUACAAAACGCCAACAAGAGUUUACUUAAUAUUAAAUGUAAUAUGGCUAGAGACAAGUCUAAUAACAGGUGGAAGGAAAUGGCCAGAACGGACCUGGAUACCUGCAAAGGAAAAAAUGUUAAAGAUGUACCUGAAAUGAACAUGUUUGAGACAGAAAAGGAUCGAGGCAUUGAAAACCGCAUGCCAUCAACUGAGACUGCUACCAGUGGUAAUAGUGAAGAUAGCAAAAGGUUAUUAACUGUUGAAAGCAGAGAUGAUACUUAUAUUGAUAAGAGCACUGAUAACAAAGAUGUUUCUAAAGCAAGAAAUCCACCUUCAGGGGUCAGAAGUAGGAGAAAGUCUAUGUCUGCUUUAAGUAAAUUUUAUGCAAAAUUUAGCACUGACGAAGAGUUUGAGGAACUCUACUCCGCUGAAGAAAAUCACGCAAAAGAAUGGCCUUUAAAAGAUGAUAAAAAUAGGAAAGUCUUAGAGAAAACUUAUGAUAAACAAAGUCACAAAGUUUCAGAGACUUCAGGUAUUGAUGACAAAUACUCUAGUUACCAUGAAUCUUCUAGAGAAACUUAUUAUAAAGGUAAAACUAGAUAUAUCGAACGAUAUAGGACCAAUAGAGACAAAUAUGAAUCAACUCAAAGGUCCAGAAGACAUUAUAGCCCUGAAAGAAGUUAUAGAGCUCCGAGAGACCAUUCCGAUGAUCGGUACCAAAGAAUUGAUUUUGGGAGACACAGAAUACUAGAAAGUCCACCUUCAGAGAGAAAUCGAGAGUACGAUUCUCGCAGAAACCGAGAUCGUCGGUCCAAUUACGAAAGGGAGAAUCUUUAUGAUAAUAGGCACAAAGUUCCAGAAAGACAAGGGGUAAAACACAAGGUUCAAACUGAUUAUGAAGAACCUAGCAGUAAAAGAGCCAGAACUAAUUCCAGAGGCAGGUUUUCCAAGAAAGAUAUAAGAUGGUCAAAAGUUCAAGAAAUUGCUGAACAAAGAUUGCUACCAAUUCCUCAUAAUACAUCUUGCCUGUCACCUGAUUACGUUAAUCCAGAAAUAUUCCCUGCCCAACCAAUUAGAGAAAUCAGGAAUACGGCCUCUACUAAAUUGGAAGAUCCGCGGCUGACAAGUAACCGGUACAUAGUAAAGAAGGAUGAUAAAAGUACAUCUUUAUGCUCAGUGAUUGGUAGAAAUGUUGAAAUAGUUCCUGUAAAUGAAGCAGUCUGGAAUAUACAAAAAGUAAAAGUACCGGAUGCUUUGCAGCGACAGCUGCCGUCUGCCACCACUUGCGCUGUUCAAUUAGUUAAAAAUUUAUAUAUGGACAUUGAUAAUCCUGUAUCUAAUUUAUCGAUGGAGUCAGGUGAAAUACAGUCGGGUAGAAAUACACCUGCAGGAGAUAUUACAGAAACUUUGUUUAAUGAUUACGAAAAUGUUAGACCAAGUGAAAAUGUUAGUGUGGAUGUUGACAAAAAAGCAAACUCUCAAGUAAAUCAAACUGCCGCUGAAAUAGUAGCUCAGCCUAUAAAAUAUAAAAUUCCUAAAAUGAAAAGGGUGCAAGAAGAAACAAUAUCUCAAAGUAUUACUAAAAAUACAAAUCCGCUAGAAAUGUUGAUGACCGAUUUGAAAUCCAAAUGUGAAGUAACAACACAUACGGAUGAAAGUAUUGAGAAAGGCAAACCAACAAAACAAGAGAAAGACGCAACAAAGUUUGACAAAGCCACUUCUACAAUUGAAGGUAAAUUAGAGGACGAUAACCCAAAGGAGAGAAUAAAAUUAUGUAUAUCUCUAAGUAAGCUCAAGUGCAAGCAACCCCAGUCAGCAAGAGAAAUAGUUGCAGGAGAUUUAGAACUUAGUGACGAAACUUGCGACGAUUCAGAAUUGCAAAACGAUAGACUAACUUUAAGAAACAAAGUGCGAUUAGAUAAAUCUCAAAAAAGCCAUCAAUAUAAAUCUCACACAAGUGAACAUAAACCAAAAAAUCAAGACAGUAGUAACAUCGAAGUCACCAAGUGUGCACCAGAUGUAAAUACAAAAGAGAUAAGUCCUGAAAGUAGUAAGAAACGAAAAACAAAGAGGCGAUCACAAAAGCAGAGAGGUUCAAGCCCGAAAGAAAUAUCUGAACAAAUAGAUACUACUAAAAAUCAAUCAGACAAGAAAACAAGGAAAAAAAGCAAAGACUCGAAAGCUUAUACAACGCAGGACAGAAAAGCUAAAUUCAGCGAAUUAUUUGGCGACAGUAGUAGCUUGAUAACUCCUGAAGAUUUGGGAUUGACCCCAGUAAAUGUGCCACCUGAAAAAUAUGUACCUAUUUUCGAGGACGCCCAAGAUGCCAUCGAUGUGAAUGUGGAAGAAAUAGGUAAAGCACAAAAGGCUUCAACAUGUGUAGAAACUUAUGAAGUACAGAACGAAACUCGUAAUACCAAUGAACAUAAAAUUAAAUCUAAACCUGACAAAUCUGGCAGUGAACGUAGACAGAAGAUUAAAAAACUUGAUGAAAUUAAACCUGAUUCUACAGUAGAGGUACCUAUAUCUACGGAAGAUAUUUCAUUACAUGAAACUAUGAAGGCCAAAACUAUAACUUCCGCCGAAAUCACAUCUGCGUCAUUUCAAACAGAGACAACCCUAAAGAGUACAGUUUCAGAAGCACCGACUCUUGAAAAUUUAGUUCCCGAAACUGCAACUAAAGAUCUUGAUGUUGUCAAGACUGUAAUAAUUUCUACUGGAAUCCAAUCCCAAGCCACAGAAAAUAACGCGGAACUGCCAGUAAGCAAUAACUUGGAAGACCUUAUUGAAGAUAUUGUGGAAAAAGAUAUGCCAAAGAGACGGGAUACUCACAUUCAUGCGCUUGCUACGUCAACGCCAUAUAAAGAAAUACCAAUGCCAUGCUCUCAAACUGAAUCAAACUCGAGACCUGAGAGUAGGAACUCUGAAGAUAAUAGGCUAGAUGGGAAUGAAGCUUCGUUAGAUGAUCGGAAUUCAGUAUCUAAUUUAGACGCACGAGAAAAUGAUGCGCCUGAUAUAAGAAUAUUUGUAACAAGGCGGAGAAAACUUAAAAAAUGAAAGAUAUGUAUAUAUUUUACUUAGAUACUACGUACACAGCAAUAAUACGCAUGUUUUAUUCCAGCGUGACCAUGGUCAGUUUUUGAAAUUUGACUAGCCAGAUAAAGACCUCGCCAUUUAGUCAAAACAAAGAAGCGACAAAUUAAAAAAAUUCGCGACUAGAACCGACUAAUUAACGACUUUUUCUGAGUGCAAUUAGAUCUAAGCCAGGAGCUGUGGUACUCGAGACUAAAAAUGUCGCUGAAAUAAUCUUAUCCCAGUGUGGACAGUAAAAAACCUUAAUAUGUUCAAAACGGCGUUAACGACUAUAUCUAGUUUCUUACGACAAGAACCGACUAAAUCACGACUAUUUUUUAGUGUAAUCAGAUCUCAUCUAGGUGUUGUGGUUCUCGAAAUUGAGAAAUGGUGCCACUGGAAUAAGCUUAUUCCAGCGUUGUCCACGUAAAACACCCUCAUAACUUUUGAACAGCGGACCGAAUAAAUCUAGUUUUUUGCGACUAAACGGCUACUUUUUGAUUGAUUAAUCAAAUUUCAAAAACUCGACUAUGGUCACGCUGGAAUAAGCCACGUUAAUAAUACUCGUCAUAUCAUGAUGUAUUUUUACUUACCGGUAUUAAUUUCGUUUAAGUACUUAGUGUUAUGCUCGUUUCUGCAGAGUACAUAUUUUAUAGGAGUAUUUAUUUAGCAGUAUACAGAGACUUUACCAUUAACUGGUAGUGUUAUUUAUUAAUUUAUUCUUUUUCUCUCGCAAUUUUGAAACAGUGUAAAAAGUGUGUAUAAACAAAUAACUGUACAUAGUUAUAUGUAGAUUUCUCAAAAAAAUUGAGCGAUAACUAUAAUACAUUUCAUAAAAUUAAAAACUU
Hyposmocoma kahamanoa is the source of this 4187-nucleotide messenger RNA. RefSeq lists its product as uncharacterized. The coding region runs from base 1 to 3324 and encodes 1107 amino acids. The record is from RefSeq and is a predicted model, not a curated record. The transcript has 7 exons. Lineage: Eukaryota; Metazoa; Arthropoda; Insecta; Lepidoptera; Cosmopterigidae.